AUGGAUCCAUCAUCGAUGAAUCCAAGCAGUGACAAUAUCGCUACUCUCGGAUCUCAAAAUGUUUCUUCUUUGGAUGAACCCAAUGCCAGACUGAAGGCUCUCUUGGACCAGCAAGCUCGAAUCCAAGCUGAGAUUAAGGCCUUGCUGCCCUCCCAAAAUGGUGUAGAUACCCAAAGGGAAUUGGCUAUGCUGAACCACAAACACAAGAUAUUGACAUCAUGUCAAGAGAAAUCAGGUCUUCCUAUUGUAGUUUUGUCCGCCGAAGAAGAAUGCCGGCUCCUACAGUACAAGUGCGAAUGCCUUGAGGCUACCUGCCUCCAGUCAAGAGAUUACCCCACUGUCAACCAUCUUUUUGACCAGGGAGCAUUGCCUCUUGAAUCCGUCCAACCCGCUGGGUUCGAGGAAUGGCUUCGCACGAACGCCAAAGAGUAUGACCCCAUCCUCACAGCCAAGGCAUCUGAUGGUGCUACUCAGCAUCUGAAAUAUAUGCCCUCUCUCAAAUGCUCGGAGCUUGAGUGUAUACAUUAUAUAUAUGGCUUUCACGGUAAGGACGAUUUGGAGAGUCACAAGCGGCAACACCACAAGAUCCUCAAGGAACCAACAUCUUCAUUGCAGGCUCAAACCAGUCUAUCUCAAAAUACAUCAGAGCCAUUACCCGGUACUGGACAACAACAGAGUUCUUCUCCGCUUCCUAAUCACGUGUUGCAACGGAAUCAACCAACGACAGCAACCAAUGACCCUUUUUCUGCUGGCAGUCGCCCUCGGUGGGAGUUUUCGGAGGGUUCGGCAGUAUUGUCCCGAGAUAUCAACCCUCGAGGGAUCCCAAACACCGUUCAAAUCACAACUACCCCAUAUAGUGCACCAGCACCAAUGCAGCCCGUCGCAGAAGAGGUCUCUAAUCAGAACUCUUGCGAUGCUGGAGAUCCCUGCUCUCUUUGUCCGGAACAAGACAGUCUGGCGGAGGGUGAUUACUGGAAGGUUUUGGGUUGCUACAGAGGGCCUCUUACUUCCCUUGUAGAAAUUCUAAUCCCAGAUGGACAACCAAUCCAAGAUCAAUAUUCACGUGAUCCGCCACCACCUGCAUUUGCAUGGUCCGCCAGCAGAAGAUUCAUUGCGAAUUGGAAAAGCAAAUUGAAGUCUCUGAGACCUAAUUCUGCUGAACUCAAGGACGAGUUUGGGCUCUUAUGGCUGGGAAACGCUGAAGCUCGGUCCCAGGGCCCACCGCUUAUACCUCCAGCAUACGUACUUAUACAGACAUGCGGGGAAGGCUCUAGUAUAUUAAGCCUACUCAGACUCAGUGCUAGACUUUCAGUAUCCCGCAAAAUCGAGCUCAAACAUUUUCAUGUCCUUUCACACGCAAAAGACAUGAUGCGCGAAGCUUUUAUCUUUAAUCGCAGCCACCAAUCGUGGAGCAAAGAACUUCAUACUCAAGGUUUUCCGCUGUAUGACAGAUAUAGCAUUCUUCAUCAAUGCGCUCGAAAUUUCUUGCUAUCAUUUGAUAACAUAACACUACGGCGGAGCUCUUUGGACCCCCAGGAUUGGAUCGCAACCUUUUGUGCGUUGUGCUUUCUGCAUGCUAGUAUAUACUUCUUGGGCGAUGGUGUCUCACUGGCAAGAGAUGAAGGAAUUCAGUGGACGCAGUUCAACAAUAUUGGACUCCAAAGUGUCUACAAAGCGCUCGUCAGCACUUUCAUGUGGUCAACUCCCUCACUAUUAGAUGACGAGGCUGCUUUCAUGCCUUAUGAGUCCGGACAAUUACUAUCUUCUCUUAGACUGCUGGUCUAUAAAGACCUAUGGGAAGAACAUGGCAUACAAACGACGAAAGAUUUCCUUAUGGAACUCGCAAACGGGGGUCUUGACCUGAUAUCUACAUUUUAUGUCCGGUAUCAUCAACAUUCCAGGUCAUGCAUCCGACCAGAGUCUGCCGGCAUAAGAAUCCAAUCCCCAGAAAUAAGUUUGGAGUCAAUAUCAGAUCCGAGAGUAUCAGAGAGAAAUCCAGGUGCAUCGUCAAAUCUCAAUUUGGAAUACUCAACCUCCGGCAACGUGACCCUGGAAGGCGCAUCAACGGCAAACACCAUCGGCAAUAAGCCCACAUAUCAAAAGCCAAAACAUGAUCGUGUAUAUUGCAAGUCGUGCGAAGACUAUCCUGACGGAUUUCGCGGAGAACAUGAGUUAAGGAGACACGAAGAUCGUGAGCACAAGAGCACGAUUAAGAAGUGGAUUUGUGUUCAACCUACCGAUCCCGGAAGUCAUCCAGUACCGGAAUUGUCGUUACCAAACUGCAAGUCCUGUCUUCAACUGAAAAGUUACGGUGCAUACUAUAACGCUGCUGCGCAUCUUCGACGUGCUCAUUUCAAGCCAAAGGCACAGGUCAGGCCGAAGAAUAUAGAGCAGAAAGGGGGAAACGAAGGAGGAGACUGGCCGCCCAUGUCAGAACUCAAACAUUGGUUGAAGGAAAUCGAAGAGCCCGUCGAAAAGAAACGAGUGCCAACUAAUGAGGAACGAUUCGUUGAUGCCAAUGAAGGUACAACGCUGUUCUCUCAUCCGCAUCUUAAUCCAGCACCUACGAAUACGACAACUGCUUCAAACAAUCUUAAUCCAAUUUCCGGUAUCCUUCUAGGGUCCUUGGAGCAGCGGGCGGAAGAGCGCUAUCAAGCUUCACCACCGAAACGUUGCCCAUACCCGGACUGCGGAAGACAAUUCACGAAUCUCAAAGCACACAUGAUAACCCACUACAACGAACGUCCAGAGAAAUGCCCCAUUACAAGUUGCGAGUACCACACUAAAGGUUUCGCCCGGAAGUAUGACAAAAAUCGACACACGCUUUCGCACUAUAGAGGCGUUGUCACCUGUCCUUUCUGCCCUGGUGUAGACACACCUACAGAAAAGACUUUCUCACGAGCAGAUGUGUUAAAGAGGCACUUGACGAGUGUGCAUCGCGUGGAUCAGACACCUCCGAAUAUGUGGAAUUCCGUGGCUUCGGAUUCAGUAGAGUUGGGGAGGGAGGAAGAGAGGAAGGGAAAGUGUUCGAUUUGUAAGAAGGAAUAUAGUGGACCACAGGCGUUUUACGAGCACCUUAAUGAUUGUGUAUUGGCGGUCAUUGCACCGGCUGCCAUUGCGCCGGCUCCUCUGGCUGGAAGUCCAGAGAAGAGUUCUGUUCAGGUGGUCGAGGCUGACGAAUUAUGA
Molecule: messenger RNA, 3186 nt
Organism: Lachnellula hyalina
Lineage: Eukaryota; Fungi; Ascomycota; Leotiomycetes; Helotiales; Lachnaceae
Product: Transcriptional regulator
Exons: 5
Coding region: 1-3186 (1061 amino acids)
Source: RefSeq, a predicted model, not a curated record